UAGCUAUAAUAGCGGUCCAGUUUCUGUCGCUUCUCGUUUACCUUUGUGUUCAUCUUUGCAUCCUCGAAAUCAUGGACGAGACGAGUCCGCUUGUCUCUCCUCUUCGUGGCUCCAAUGACUUCAGCUACUGCCCUACAGAGCCCACUAGUCCACGGAGUGCGUUCGGAGGCACACCGGGCUCCGUCGUCCGCAUCCCGGCCGGCAGUCCGGGACGCAGCCGGGAGAGGCAGCCGUUACUGGACCGGGACCGAGGUGGUUCACCCCGGGACCCACAUCGAAACGAAUUCCCAGAGGACCCCGAGUUCAGAGAGAUCAUACGAAAGGCCGAACGCGCCAUAGAGGAGGGCAUUUAUCCGGAGAGAAUUUACCAGGGAUCCAGUGGGAGCUAUUUUGUCAAAGAUUCACAGGGGAAAAUAAUCGGCGUGUUCAAACCCAAGAAUGAAGAGCCUUAUGGUCAGCUGAACCCCAAGUGGACAAAGUGGCUCCAGAAACUGUGUUGUCCCUGCUGCUUUGGCCGUGACUGCUUGGUCCUUAACCAGGGUUACCUGUCAGAGGCAGGGGCCAGCCUUGUUGAUCAGAAGCUAGAGCUCAACAUAGUCCCCAGGACCAAGGUGGUAUAUUUGGCAAGUGAAACAUUUAACUACAGUGCCAUAGACAGAGUUAAGUCGCGGGGGAAGAGGCUAGCCCUGGAAAAGGUACCUAAAGUGGGACAACGCUUCCACAGGAUUGGACUCCCGCCAAAGGUUGGUUCUUUCCAGCUCUUUGUGGAUGGCUACAAGGACGCAGACUUCUGGCUUCGGAGGUUUGAAGCUGAGCCCUUACCUGAGAAUACCAACCGCCAGCUCCAGCUGCAGUUUGAACGGCUAGUUGUCCUUGAUUACAUCAUCAGAAACACAGAUAGAGGAAAUGACAACUGGCUACUUAAGUAUGACUGUCCCAUGGACUCUGUUGGGAAUAGGGACACAGAAUGGGUGGUGGUAAAAAACCCUAUUAUCAAGCUGGCAGCCAUAGACAACGGCCUAGCCUUCCCCCUCAAACACCCUGACUCUUGGAGAGCCUACCCGUUCUACUGGGCGUGGCUUUCCCAGGCCAAGGUUCCUUUCUCACAGGAGAUCAGAGAGUUAGUGCUGCCCAAACUCUCUGAUCCCAACUUCAUCAAAGACUUGGAGGAGGACCUCUAUGAAUUAUUUAAGAAAGACCCUGGUUUUGACAGAGGACAAUUCCAUAAACAAGUAGCUGUAAUGAGAGGGCAGAUCCUGAAUCUGUGCCAAGCCCUCAAAGAUGGCAAAACACCCCUGCAGCUGGUCCAGAUGCCCCCAGUGAUCGUAGAGACGGCCAGGGCGCCUCAGAGGGCCAACAGCGAGUCCUACACACAGAGCUUCCAGAGCAGAAGACCCUUUUUCACCUGGUGGUAGAGUCAGAGGAGGGGAAGGGUGAAUGGCAAGAAGAGGAUCUUAAGCCAGGGUGAAGCUGUGUGGAAUGGAGUGAAUGCGUCUGCGAGUGCAGAUGUGUGAGACAGGACAGUUUAUCUGAGAGUGCGUGGUUACCCAAGUUGAAAAACAUCAUCAUCAUCAUCCCCUCCUCUUCUUAUGGACACUGGUUAUUGGCAGUAGUUGAGGGGUUGAAAGAUGAGGCCAAAGGAGAGGAAUAUUUUGUGAUAGAUAUCUCUCCCUGUUUGCAUCUGUGCCUUGUGUGAAUGUGAAUGAAGACAGAUGACUAAAUGGAAUAGAUGAAGGUUGUGGAGCUUUUAAGAAAGAAAGAGCCUCGAAGAAGAUUUCUAUGUAAUGUCAUAUUUUUCCUGGACUCUUUAAGCAGGUGUACAUGCACACAUACACAACCACCAGUCUGAGGCCUCUCAUUUUUGUUCGGAUGGGAGGUUGCGCAUUCCAUUUUCUUUUCUUCAUUCCCUUCUGCCUUUUAAAUAUACACCUGCACACUACUUUCCACAGAGAAGUGAAAGCAAUGGUUGGUGAAACAUAAUGACACUUAUAAUUAGCCUUUUUCAAUCAAAUAAGGGUGCCUUUUGACAGUGUUUCAAAGAGUUAGAAACUGGGCACUCAUUGUCUUUACACAGAACUUACUUAAGCUAUGCAAAUUGGUCUUACAUUUAUUCCCCGUCCCCUUCCAUCAAUUUUGAUCUGGACCUGCAUGAAAUCUGGAGCAAUGGUAUCAAGAGAUGAACUUUGGCAAUGUAAAUUUUGCUCCUUCCACUGAGUAAGAGACAUAUUGAUGGAGGAGAUGUGCAGCUCUUUAGAAGUUUACCCUCUGUCAAGGCAUGGGGAAAUUAUUCAAAGCUAGCAAAAACAUAGCAUGGGCAGAAGUAUCCCAUAAACAAGUAGACAGGCGGUGGUUGGGGCUCCCUAGGUUCAGGCUCCCGUUUGUCUUUCAGUGGUCCAUUUUGAUUUCUGUCCAUUUUCUUUCUGUUAACUUCCUGCUGUAUGUAACUGACAUGAAAUGUAUUGUGGCAAUGCACUGUAUAAUUUGUAUGUAAUAUUUAAUGACAGAUUAUAACAAAACUGCAAUCCAUGAAUACCACUGGCUCUGGUGUCUUUUCCCAAAAAUGCAAAAGGAUACACAUUCAAACACAUGAAACAGAUAUGAAGAGAGAAAUUCAGCACUCUUAAUAUUCUGGUUUUCCCAGGACAGAGAUGUAACUGCUGUCACACUUACGUUUUUGUUUUAUUCCUUUUAACGAUGAAGUUCAGUUGCUCCAUUAAAAUAUAUUGU
Messenger RNA from Lampris incognitus (smalleye Pacific opah), 2727 nucleotides. RefSeq names its product phosphatidylinositol 4-kinase type 2 alpha (gene pi4k2a). Gene Ontology annotation, cellular component: lysosomal membrane; trans-Golgi network; plasma membrane. Gene Ontology annotation, biological process: phosphatidylinositol phosphate biosynthetic process; Golgi organization; endosome organization. Bases 72 to 1415 code for a protein of 447 amino acids. Gene Ontology annotation, molecular function: 1-phosphatidylinositol 4-kinase activity. The record is from RefSeq and is a predicted model, not a curated record. The transcript has 9 exons. Lineage: Eukaryota; Metazoa; Chordata; Actinopteri; Lampriformes; Lampridae.